CACCGGUGCCAGUGCUUGUGCCAGUUGCUGCCGCAAGUCUGUUCUGUUGAAGACGUUUCUUCUUGCACGUACAGCUAGAUUCAAGCUGAAGAACAUGAAUUGCCUUGAUGGGUUUUGAAAAGCAUUUCUGGCAAGGCGCCUGAGUCCUGACAAAGAAAGUUGGUUUGCAGGGAGCACUUGUCCUGGAGCUGCUGGGGGGCUGGCGUUGUGGGCUGUCCAAAUUUGGGAACAUUGGACAGCACUUUGUAUCAAUUAGACAGCAAAUCAUAGAAAAGCUUCACUGAGGAAUUGGUAUCUACACGGAGAGAUUGCUGAUACAAGUCAGUUGGCAGGCAAAAAUGGAGUCAUCUCAGGGCAGAAAGAAGCGGCGGCUGAACAGCGGCCCGCUGAAGCUGGAAACCUUUGCCAAUGCAAAGACCAGCAAGUACAACAUCAAGGAACUGAAACGAAAACACGAGUUCAUCCAGAAUGCACAAAAGGUGCGCAGGUUCCGAAAGCAACUCAAAAGCGACGAGGUUCCAGUCUCGGACUCAAGAGCUGAGCACCCUCCCCAACACACAACAUCGCUGGACGAUGGCCAAGCCGGUCGUCAGAGUCAGGAGGGCGAAACUUCGCAAAGGAAACAGCUCAAGGAGACCAGGGCUCAACUUAGACAAACAGAAGAUGAGGGAGGCGAAGGUAGCUUGCCGCGAAAGAAGAAGCCGCGUCCCUUGAGUCAAGUGGAGAGACUAAAACGGGAGGCGGACGCUAAGCGGGCUGCGCAAGAAGCGGAGCGGCUCGAGCGGCUCCGGGAAGUCGAGAAGCGGCGAAAAGAGAAAGAGGCGGCCGAGCGGGCCCGCAAACAGACGUUUGUCAAGAUGCAUAAGAAGACGCCACGUGGCCAGCCAGUGAUGAAGCAUCGGAUGGAGCACCUACUGGAGAAGCUGCAAAAAGAUCAGGGCUGAUCAGGGGCACAUGGAAUAUGGUGAUUGUGACUACUCACUCUAGGAUCUUAGACAGAGAUGGUAGUGCCAGCGGGCAGCCGUUUACACAUCCGUUGAGCAGCGAGCUGCUUCGCGAUGCGGGCGGUUGAGCGAACCUGACCCUAUGAGCCUUGGAAGCAUGUCGGCGACCGCGGAUGGUCGAAUUUGACCGGGAACACGUUAGAAUCUAGCUUGUGUAGUCAUCUGGAAUACAUAUUUCUAGUGCCAGCUAUGCUGAGGCAUGUGCAUUGACAGAGGUUUUGCCAUAUGGUUGCGGGCGUGGUCACAGGAUUGGACAAGGGAGCGUGGUUUUCCGCUGACUCAGUGGGUGUCAAUCCGCCUGAAUGAGUUCCACUAUACUGACGCACGGUAGC
Molecule: messenger RNA, 1336 nt
Organism: Klebsormidium nitens
Lineage: Eukaryota; Viridiplantae; Streptophyta; Klebsormidiophyceae; Klebsormidiales; Klebsormidiaceae
Source: the annotation of a GenBank genome assembly